UUCAUUCCUGACGCGUGCAGAGAAGUUACAGUUUGAGUGUUUUGUUGUUAGUUUAGCAGAUUCCUUCUGAAGCAUGAUGAACCUGUGGCUGAGCUGUUUUCUCCUGUUUGCGUCGCCGUUUCUGAGCAGCUCCGCUCCGACACCUGAGGAAUGCCAGGCGCUGGUCACACCUGUGUCUCUGGCCAACUCGUCUGUGACGUUCGGCAGAGUGAACCUCCUGGUGGGAUACUCAGACUAUGACGCUUUUAAAACCAUCAUGAAGAUGACGGACAGCGCCUGGAGGAAUAUAUCAGCGUUGCCAAUAAGCCCCACAGAGUUUCUCAUGUUUCAGACGCAGAAAAUAAAUGGAACCUGCGUUGAAGUAAAAUCAAAGGUGACGGUGGAGGGCGACACUGUAACAGCAUCAGCUACCAACACGACUUCAGUGUUUCACGUGCUGCCGAGCUGCAAGGGCUGUCUAGUCUUGAGCGCAACCACCACGGGCAAAAACUUCAAAAAUGUCCUCAAACUCUUGAAAAUCGACAGCGCUUCAGAAACUGAUGAGCUCCAUACUCGCGUUCUUUAUCUCUUUGGUGAGGGGUUGACCCUGAAGGACUCUGAUCUGGAGCAUUUUAAGAAGCAGGCGAGCUGCCUCGGCUUCUCUGGAGAACCGGACUUCCACUACAACCCUGAAAAAAGUUUCUGCCAGGAAGGUGAAGGAUUCAAGGUGCUGGAUUCCCAAUGACCCUCCAAACAACUACCGUAUUUUUCAGACUAUACGGCGCAAUAUCAAUGAACGGGUCUGUUUU
Molecule: messenger RNA, 788 nt
Organism: Nematolebias whitei (Rio pearlfish)
Lineage: Eukaryota; Metazoa; Chordata; Actinopteri; Cyprinodontiformes; Rivulidae
Exons: 6
Coding region: 74-724 (216 amino acids)
Source: RefSeq, a predicted model, not a curated record